UUAUUAUUUACAAUGACAGCAUACCCCGGCCAAAAAAGAAGAAGGAAAAAAAGAAAGAAAAAGAAAAAAAGAAGACAGACCGACAGUUUGUUUUGAUUUUCUUCCGGGUUGGAAAUCUAGCCGCCAAAUUGAAGUGACCUAAUGUGCAUAUGUUAUUAAGAGUUACUAGAUAUCUCUAAUUUACUUAAUAACUCCAUGCAAGCGUCAUUCGUUUUAUUUUGGCAUUCCAAUACGCGUAUCAAACAUUGUUCAAUCUUUGCUGACAACUUUCAAAACUACACUAGCUAGCUAAAGUUAGCUAGCUCACACGGAGGACACAAUGGAAGAAGCGAGAAAAGGUAACAUCAAAUAACGUUAUAACCGUUUUUGCGUUACCAAGAGUUUGUACAAAUGUAAUGUUUGAGUAGAUUGGUCUUAAAUGUGUGUAAUUUACAAUGCUGGUUGGUUAUAAUGUAUUAUCCAACUUAAAAAUAUAUAUAUCCCGAGGUGUUUUGGGGCACUUAAAAAUGUUGGAAAUGGAGGCGAACAACUUGGAAUUAAAGCAGCAGGAACUUCGGCAGAGAGGUCGCCAGGAAGAGCUGAAUGCAAACCUACAGGCACUCCUCAGUAAAAGAGACCAGUUAAAAGCUGAAAUAAAGGCAAACACGUCUCUCCAGAAGAUGAGAACUCUACUGGACCAAACAGGUGUUCCAUAUGAGAGGAAUGAGGAUGUUGAUAACCUGGAAGAUGGCUCAGAUAACUCACAACUUCUGCUGAUGAUGGCCAGACACACACAACUAAAGGACCUGCUUCAUGCUCAUCAUCUUAUAGGUGGGUAUGAUGUCCUCCAGACUCGUAAAGGUAAAGGGGUGUGUGUCUCGUUGGCCACUGCGUACGAAGGCGUCUACCUUGAGACAUAUAACCUGGAGAUAGAUCUGGGGUCUAACCUGAGGAUCUGCCGACAUAACAUCCCCCCGUUCAUCCCCUUGGAGAGGCUUGUUACGCAGGGCAACAUGCAGACAGACAUCAGGGAUUUCCUGGACACCCUCAGCCAGUAUCUCAAUGCCUACGCUGGCCGCAAGCAGCAGCUACACCUCACCAAGGAGAUCCAUAGCUCUGUUCAGGUGGCGGAAAGUAAUGCUCUCUGUACUAUACUGGUGCUGAUGUUCACUAUACCAGGAGAGAAGGCCGAGGCUGCACUGUGUACCCUGCAGUAUGCUGACCACACACAGCGCCUGCCCACCCGGGUCAACAUAGAGUCUGAAGACACUGCGCUGGUGAGUUCUCCACAAUGGAAGAAGAACCAAGCCCUACUCCUAGAGACUCCAUUACACACAGCUUUGGUGACCAUGAAGAAGACUGGCAGUAUCGCUUAGUCUGAUCACAGUAUGCUGUAAAUACGCUCAAGACUGAACAGUUGUUUAUGUCAAUGUAUUUCAUUUAUUUGACAUGUCAUUUUAUACUCAUUUCAUUGGCCGUCACGAUCUAUUAGUUGUCUGUUAUGAGUAUACGGAACAUUAGGAAGUAAUAUUGAGUUGCACGCCCCCUUUUGCCCUCAGAACAGCCUCAAUUUGUCAGGGCAUGGAGUCGAAAGCAUUCCACAGGGAUGUUGGCCCAUGUUGACUCCAGUGCUUUCCACAGUUGUGUCAAUUUGGCUGGAUCUACUUUGGGUGGUAGACUGGUGCGCCUGGCACCUACUACCAUACCCCGUUCAAAGACACUUAAAUCUUUUGUCUUGUACAUUCAACAUCUGAAUGGCACACAUACACAAUCCAUGUCUCAGUUGUCUCAAGGCUUAAAAUUAAUUCUUUAACCUGUCUUCCUCCCCUUCAUCUACACUGAUUGAAGUGGGUUUAACAAGUGACAUCAAUAAGGGAUCAUGGCUUUCACUUUUAUUCACCUGGUCAGUCUGUGUCGUGGAAAGAGCAGGUGUUCUUAAUGUUUUGUCCACUCAGUGUAUAUCUUUUUGAGUUCCUGUACUUGUUAUUCCCUUUCGCUUAUUCAACAUUGUUUGCACAUGUAUAUAUUUUUGUUAAUAAAAAAGUAAAAUGCCAAUUUUACUGAAGUUUGACAACCCCGUUUGCAAUAUAAUAACAACAAUACAGUAUGUUUUGCGAAGCUAAA
This is a messenger RNA of Oncorhynchus kisutch (coho salmon), 2103 nucleotides long. RefSeq names its product centromere protein O (gene cenpo). Gene Ontology annotation, cellular component: Mis6-Sim4 complex; kinetochore. The record is from RefSeq and is a predicted model, not a curated record. The transcript is spliced from 5 exons. Bases 435 to 1355 code for a protein of 306 amino acids. NCBI's taxonomy places the organism in Eukaryota, Metazoa, Chordata, Actinopteri, Salmoniformes, Salmonidae.